ACAUUUUUUUGUUUGUUUUUUGUCUUUUUCUCGUAAAGGCCAUGAGGGCGUGAUGUCGUGAUUGUGAUUUUCUCUCGGCAGCUUCUGUUCUCGACAAUAACAACUCCAAAGUCAAUCCAGGGGCUCAACACACGACACCCACCACAAAAGGGCCAACAACGGCUACUGUCGGGGGCCCCGUUUUACGUCAGAGAAACAGGGCUCACUCCCCAACGCAGUGCCGAGUCCGCAGCGGGCCCCGCGCGAUCUAAAUUCCGGGCCUGUGGGUGGCCAGCCAUUUGAAUUGACCAACCAGCAUUCCCCAGAUCAUCCUGGUUUUUCCCAUACUACGUACUUAUCGCGGCCCUCAUUGGCGACGUUUGAUCUGGGCGAUAUCCGUGUGAAUAUUUCCUGUAUUCCAAGGAGCCAACCUACAGUCACUCGUUCAGUCAAUCCGUCCGUCCGUCAUUCCAGGAAGACGUACGCACAUCACAAUGGCCUCCAUCACGGCCCAGCGCAUGGGGCGCCAGGUGCUGCGGGGAGCAGUCGGCACUGCCAAUUCCAUCCCCAGAUUCAGAUAUCCAGGUCGUCCUCGGCUGUCCGCGAUACCUGCGCUGAGCCCACACCCCCGGCGGCGGCUGCUCACCACCACGGCCACCUCCUUCAACAACGGCGGCGGCGAGGACGACGCCGGCGGCACGUACAGCGAGGCGGACCGCGAGCACGCCGUCAUCUCGACGUUUGACCUCUUCAGCAUCGGCAUCGGCCCUUCGUCGAGCCACACGGUGGGGCCGAUGCGCGCGGGCAACAUCUUUGUGGCCGACCUGGCCGAGGCGGGCCUCCUCGACAAGGUGCACAAGAUCCGCGUCACCAUCUACGGCAGCCUGGCGCUCACGGGCGAGGGCCACAUGACGCCCUCGGCGCUGCUGCUGGGGCUAGAGAGCGCCGACGUCGAGACGGUCGACACGGCCUACGUGCCGCGCCGGUUCGACGAGAUCAAGGCCACGGGGAAGCUGCACCUGGGCCGGGGCUUCAAGGGCGAGGAGGAAGGGAGCAGCAGAGGGCGCGAGAUUGAGUUUGACUACAAAAAGGACUUUGUGUGGGAGUGGAGCAAGAAGCUGCCCCUGCACAGCAACGGCAUGCGGCUCAUGGUGUUUGACGAGAACGGCGACAUGCUGGCCACCAACGACAUGUUCUCGGUCGGCGGCGGCUUCGUCGUCAACGGCGCCAUGUCGACGGCCGCUUCGUCGUCCUCGUCCUCAUCGUCGUUGUUGUCCUCGGCCGAGGCGGCGGGCCAGGGGGCUGCUGCGACUGGCGGGAACCACCCGGUCGACCUGGCUGAGAACCUGUUCUACAAGGAGAUCAAGCGGUCAGAUGCGGCAGGUGACCGCCGGACGGGCACCGAGGUGAUUGCGCCGCCCGAGGCAGAGGUUGCCAACGACAAAAAGAUGCUCGACGCGGGGAGCAGCAGCAGCACGACAACGAGUGGUGAGAGCUCUGCCCUGGUCUCGGCGGGAUCAACAGCCGCCACGACCACAGACAGCGAGACGGGCUCGUCGUCGUCGCCGGACAGCCAGCAGCCCAAGUACCCCUUCCGGGACGCCGCGACGCUGCUGGCCAUGUGCAAGAAGCACAACCUGACGAUUGCGCAGCUGGUGUACGAGAACGAAAAGAGCCACGGGUACACGGACGAGGAGAUCCACGACAAGCUGUUCCGCAUCUGGGAGGUCAUGGACAACAGCAUCCUCGAGGCCGUGCAGGCGCCCCUCAACACGACGCUGCCGGGCUCGCUCAAGCUGCACCGGCGUGCCCCGGCGCUGUACCGCCGGCUCACGCGGGGCCUGUACCCGUCGCACACGGACCGGAUCCCCGGGUCUGCGGCGGAGGACACGGCAGCAGCAGCAGCAGCAACGGCACGGCUGUCGGAGCCAUCAUCAUCAUCACAAAAGUCGGAGGGCGAGGUUUCUGAGACGGCCGUCACGACACGCACAAGAUCGUCAUCACCAGCACCAGCACCAUCGUCAUCGCCCGUCAGCUCGACCCGCUCCCGUGCCUUGGCCGCCGCGACCAAGCGCAACCUGCCCAUGAUCCACGGCUCGCUGACGCACCCGAUCCUGCCCUCGCCGCGGCGCCGGACGUCGUUCCCGGCCAUGGACUAUCUGACAGUGUACGCGAUCGCGGUCAACGAGACCAACGCGUGCGGCGGGCGGGUGGUGACGGCCCCGACCAACGGCGCGGCGGGCAUCAUCCCGUCGGUGCUCAAGUACACGCUCGAGUUCAUCAGCGACGCGGACGACACGGACCGGGACAUUGUGACGUUCCUGCUGACCGCGGCGGCGAUCGGCAUGAUCUUCAAGCGCGGCGCGACCAUCUCGGCGGCCGAGGGCGGGUGCAUGGCCGAGGUGGGCGUGGCGUGCAGCAUGGCGGCCGCGGGCUUCGCGGCGGUGCACGGCGCCGGCGUCGAGACGAUCGAGAUGGCGGCAGAGAUUGGCAUCGAGCACAACCUGGGCCUGUCAUGCGACCCCAUCGCGUCCCUGGUGCAGGCGCCCUGCAUCGAGCGCAACGCCCUCGGCAGCGUCAAGGCCGUCAGCUCGGCGAACCUCGCCCUCUCGUCCAACCCGCAGACCAUGAAGGUCCGCCUCGACGACGCGGUGCGCGCGAUGCGGCUCACCGCCAUUGGCAUGCGCAGCGAGUUCAAGGAGACGAGUCUGAGCGGGCUGGCAACAAGCGUGCCGAUCCCGGUCAGUGUGCCGGACUGCUAGGCUGGGCAAAUGAGGAAGGGGAGGCGGGGGAUGAUGAUGAGGAUGAUGAUGAUUGCAAUGGUAUAAUGUACGCUUAUCUAAGGGUAUACGCUGUGCCUGAUUCACCCUGUGUGAUGGCAAAGAGUGGCAGUGCCCGUGGUGUCUGCGUACUUUUAAUCGGCGUGGCCGGCAUACUCGAAAAGCGCAGCAGAGGGGAUUCCCGCUUUGGGAAAAACAAAGUCAAUCUACCUCACCAAGUGCCUAGCUCUAGUGCUAAGCUUUCAAGGGUGGCCCCAGCAUAAUAGGGCUAUGGGCACAGCACAGCCGCCGUCGUGGGGGGAGCCCUGGCCUGGAGGCUGUGAUCCGGCCCUGCCAUUCGCCUGUUCGUACCGUGCCCUGCUGCGCCCUCUGUAUUUCCGCUUUGGGUAUUGACGUCACCCCUGUAAAGCUGUCCAGAGGAUGGCUCUUUGUAUAAAGAACGAGGCUGCUCGCACGGCAAAGACGAAGCAAUUCGCA
This is a messenger RNA of Microdochium trichocladiopsis, 3236 nucleotides long. Its product is annotated as serine dehydratase alpha chain-domain-containing protein. Lineage: Eukaryota; Fungi; Ascomycota; Sordariomycetes; Xylariales; Microdochiaceae. Gene Ontology annotation, molecular function: L-serine ammonia-lyase activity; 4 iron, 4 sulfur cluster binding. Gene Ontology annotation, biological process: gluconeogenesis. The record is from RefSeq and is a predicted model, not a curated record. The transcript has a single exon. Bases 474 to 2741 code for a protein of 755 amino acids.